Brassica napus (rape) is the source of this 4350-nucleotide messenger RNA. Its product is annotated as zinc finger MYM-type protein 1-like. The transcript is spliced from 2 exons. Lineage: Eukaryota; Viridiplantae; Streptophyta; Magnoliopsida; Brassicales; Brassicaceae. Gene Ontology annotation, molecular function: protein dimerization activity. The record is from RefSeq and is a predicted model, not a curated record. Bases 1063 to 3369 code for a protein of 768 amino acids.
ACAAAUCAAACUGUACAAACAAAUUAGAUCUAAACUUUUGUACGAAAAACAAUAAUAUUUGUUAGUAAGUUAUUAAUAAGGAAAACAAUAAUUUGAGGAUGUGUUAAAACAGUGAGUUUGGUUGUCAGUCACAUGUAAGAAAAAACAGAAGUACACAGAUGUUUGAGAUUUUAUAGUUUUGUUAUCUUGGCUCAGAUUUUCACGCAUGCAUAGGGGCGCGUACAAUUACAAGAUCGAAUCCCUUAUUAGUCUUGCGCAUGGGUCCCAUCACUCCUGACUACACCGUUACUUUUGUCGCCUAGUGGUCCGUGCAUGUCACAAGCCUCUUGCUUUCUCCUAAGGCGCGUCGGUGUUUUACUUCACAAUAGUUUUCCGACAUUGAUUCGGUCGUCGUCACGACCUUAGACCACCCGCAUCGGAGGUUUAUGAGGGAGUCAUGGGCAGGGGCGAAGCUACCCAGUGGAAAGAGGGUGCACGUGCACACCCAAUUUUUUGAAAAUUUAAUGUUAACUGUUAUGAAUUUAUGAUUGUGCACCCUUAAAAAAUCUGUACCAAACCAUAAUGAAAAUAAAAAGAAAAAACAACUAAACCCAUUAAAGAUUAAAUUAACUCCAAAGCCCAAUUAUAUUCUCUACACUUUUUUUUUGUUAAACCCUAACUAUUCUUAGUUAUGUCUACGGCUGAUACAAAAUUUUAAUCUUCCAAGCUUCUUCUUAAACGUGAAACGUGCAAGUACAAAUCAUCAAAUCUAAUUGAGAGAGUUUUUUUUCUCUUGUCUACCAUACAAAACUGGUAAUUAAUUAAAUAUUAUUUAUGUUUAUGCAAUUAUGCUUUGAAUUGUUCAAUUGUUCCAACAAUGUCAAUGUCUAUGAUUAGUAAUUAUUUAAAUAUCAUCUGAAUUUUUGUUUCAGUCGUACAAGUCCAAGGUCAAAGAUAGAGGCUGUACUCUUGAUUAGAAUUGAUCGUUUACAGGUUUUACUUACUUAUAAUUUUUAUGAAUAAUAUUUUUGCUAGACCGUAUGUUUUUAUUUAUGUUAUGUUUUUGGUUUUGUAGAUUAAUCAAUGGAACGGUACUACAAACCAGCAUCAGUUUCACCAUCUGAUAACACCUUACCAUCUAAUGAUACUGAUGAUUUGCCGUGGGAUCCUGCUAAAAGAAAAAAUAUCAAGGAUUAUAAUGCAAAUCAAGUCGAUGAGGUAAGACGCAAGUACCUUCUUAGAGGCCCGUGUCAACCACUUGGUCAUAACUUUGAAAAGAGACUCAUAGGUGGUAAAAUGAGACGAUUCAAUCCAGCUUGGUUUGGUCUGUAUGGUAAUUGGCUAGAGUAUAGUGUAUCAGAGGAAAAAGCUUAUUGUUUGUGUUGCUACUUGUUUAGAGAUGAUGCGUAUCCUGGAUUUGUGAGGGAUGGAUUCUCGAAUUGGCAUAAGCCUGAUAGGUUAUCUUUCCAUGUAGGAGAGCUUAACAGUUCUCACAAUAAUGCUGUCAAGAAGUGUGAUGAUUUGAUGAAUCAAGGUCAAUCCAUAGUGCAUGCUAUGUAUAAGAAGACUAAUGCGAUGAAAAAUGAGUAUCGUAUCAGAUUAAAUGCUUCUGUUGAUGUUUCUAGAUACUUAUUGCGACAAGGAUUAGCUUUUCGAGGUCAUAGAGAAGGAGAAGAUUCUUCUAACAAAGGCAACUUUUUAGAACUUCUGAAAUACACAGCUGAUCACAAUGAUAUUAUAAGAAAAGUUGUUUUGGAGAAUGCUCCGGGAAAUAACAAGAUGGUUUCUUCAGAGAUUCAAAAGGACAUUGUAAACGCUUUUGCAGAAGAAGUGGUGAAAUCUGUUAUAGAAGAAAUUGAUAACGGAGUGUUUGGUCUAUUAGUAGAUGAAUCUGCUGAUGUGUCUGACAAAGAACAGAUGGCUGUUGUUUUUCGAUUUGUUGAUAAGAAAGGAGCAGUCAAAGAAAGGUUCGUUGGAGUUGUCCAUGUGAAAGAGACUUCUUCUUUAUCUUUGAAGCAUGCUAUUGAUGAGUUGUUUGCUAAGUAUGGACUGAGCUUAAAAAAAGUGAGAGGACAAGGUUAUGACGGAGCUAGUAAUAUGAAAGGAGAGUUCAAUGGGUUGCGAUCAUUGAUUACUAAAGAAAACAGCUCUGCAUAUUAUGUUCAUUGCUUUGCUCAUCAACUUCAGUUGGUUGUAGUGGCUGUUGCGAAAAAGAUAUUUGAGAUUGCUGAUUUCUUUGAUAUGGUUUCUAUGUUACUGAAUGUGGUUGGAGCUUCUUGCAAACGGAAAGAUAAAGUCCGGGAAAAUUAUCGAGACGAGAUAAAUGUUGGAAUUGCUAGUGGUGACAUUAACACUGGGAAAGGACAGAAUCAAGAAAUUUCUUUUCAAAGGCCUGGAACUACAAGGUGGGGUUCUCAUUAUAAAACGUUGUUGCGUUUGGUUGGGUUGUUUUCUACUAUUAUUAAAGUUCUUGAGUAUAUCGAAGAGGAAGGCGCCGAUGAUUCUAAGAGAUGCCAGGCAUAUGGUCUUCUCAAGUAUGCUCAGACAUUUGAUUGUGUGUUCUAUAUGCAUCUGAUGUUACUUAUUUUGGGAAUAUGUGAGAAUCUAUCAAUGGCUUUGCAAAGCAAAAAUCAAGACAUUUUGAAUGCUAUGUCACUAGUAGAAUCUACUAAGCGGGAAUUACAGAGAGUAAGAGAUGAUGGAUGGGAUUCACUUAUGUUGACAAUUUCUUCUUUUUGUGAGAAACAUGAUACUCAGAUGCUCGAUAUGGAAGAAGGUUUUAUCGAUUCUCGGAGGCCAAGGAAAAAAACCAACAUCACUAAUUUGCAUCACUAUAAGGUUCAUUGCUUUAAUGCAACUUUGGAUUUGCAACUUCAGGAAUUCAACGAUCGUUUUACUGAGGUAAACACUGAGCUGCUUAUUUGUAUGGCUUCCUUAAAUCCUAUUGGUGCUUUUCGUGGAUUUGACAAGUCAAAGUUGGUGAAGUUGGCUAAGUUCUAUCCAGAUGACUUCAGUUUUAUGGACUGUUUAUCGCUUGAGCAACAACUUGGUAUUUUCAUCGACAAUGUACGACAUGAUCAACGAUUUAAAAAUCUGAAGAGUCUUGGAGAUCUUUCUCUUCUGAUGGUAGAAACACAAAAGCAUAUUGCACAUCCUUUGGUUUAUAGACUUUUGAAGUUGGUUUUGACUUUGCCGGUUGCUACUGCAAGUGUUGAAAGAUGCUUCUCAGCAAUGAAACUAGUGAAGACAUCUUUACGAAAUCGAAUGGGAGAUCAUUUUUUAAGUGAUUAUCUCAUUUGUUUUAUCGAAAAGGAAUUGCUUGACGAUGUCACAAACGAAGAAGUGUUGAUUCGAUUUCAAGCCAUGAGUGAAAGAAGGAUGCUUUUGUAAAAUGUUGUUUUUAACAUAAAAAUGUUGUUUUUAAUACUUUUUUAAUAUUUUCAUAAUUUAUUUAAUAUUAUUUACUUUAAUAAUAGUGCACCCGUGAUAAAAACUUCCUGGCUUCGCCCCUGGUCAUGGGCUCGGUAUCAUAGGGCUUUUCGAUUAAAAAAAAUAAAUAAAUGGGUUUCAACCCGUGAACCGGGUCUUCCAAGUGAGCCCGUAUGAUACGGGGUCAUGCCACGCGGCGCAGAGGGAGUGGCUACGCGAUCUCGCGUGUUGAGUGAGAAAAAAAGGGUAUCGCGUGAAAGAUCCCAUUUUCUCUUCUCUCUUCGAAAUCUAGGGUUUCUCUGUCUCUGAGGCGAUUUCGUGUCGGAGUCCAGAGCCGGAGCUUUUCUCGAUCAAUUCGUCGUCGGAGUCACUCGUAAACGCUCUCAGGUGAGUCUCAAUCACUCCGGGACGAGAUAGCUUCGAUUUGAUCUCGAGAGGUUUCUAGGUUAAGGAUGUCGAUUUGGGGGUUUCAUCUUAGGGUUGUAAAUCGAGAAGGGGGUUUCGAUUUCUUGGUUAAAAUCGACAUACGGUUUCCUUUUAGGGUUCGUUUAUCGUGGAUUUCUUGGUUAAAAUUGAUAGGCUCACUGGGAAGGUUUAUAACCUGACCGUGCAAGUGGAUCACUUGGAGAAAUGCUGCUUCGACUGAAAACACAAAGGUCACGGGUUCAAAGAGGAGGAUGCGUGGAUGGUUGCAGGUCUCUGUUUCUUUAUGUAUCAAAUCAAGUCACGGGUGGUAAUGUAGUAGUAGGUGGUUGUAGUGGUAGGGUAUGUAAGAUGGAAUCACGGGAGAGUGUAGUUUUUUUCAACUUUCUACACUCGUUUUAUGUAUCAAAUCAUGGGCAUGUCCCCACGGCUUUACUUUUGUACUCACGGGUGUAUGUACCCACAUGCUACUUGCUUCAAUGUUUUUCUAUAUAAAUGACUAUGUGUUUCAUUCAUGCA